Messenger RNA from Oncorhynchus mykiss (rainbow trout), 1401 nucleotides. Lineage: Eukaryota; Metazoa; Chordata; Actinopteri; Salmoniformes; Salmonidae. The record is from RefSeq and is a predicted model, not a curated record.
CAACGUCACGUUCUACAGUAAACAUUCCACCAAUGAGAAGAUCUGAUUUGACACGGGAGGGAGAGGUGCGCCCUUCAGUGUAUUCCAUAGCGAUGGAAGUUUUUUUAUUUUUAAAGUUCCGUAUAAACAUAACCGGUUCGGUUUAAUCGCGUUCGUUCGUUUAUACUUUGUCUCGUUUUUUUUUUUUAAAUCGUGUUUUUGACCAUGAUUUGGUUCGGUAGAGUUGCCAAACUUCACUACGGAGUUCUCCGCUGCUCGCUCUCCUCUGCCUCUGGAAAAAGUUCCAGCGCGAUUCAAGUUCCCUACUUGUCCAGACAGUGGUGUAGAUAUGGGGCACCAAGACCAGUUCACUACUACAGCACCCUACCACCUGCCACAGGUAACACAGAUAUAUCUGUACAGUAUAAGUAUGGACGACCAGUGUUGUCUCUCCCCCUGCCCUCCCGCAGUGAGUUGUGUCAGUUCAGUCUGCGUCCCAUGUUGAUGACAGUAACAGACUUCCUGUCAGACAUACAGAGAGAGGACCCUGGAGUAGCUAUCGCAGCUGUACUGAGCACAGAUGGAGAGAAGGUUUGCUCUAGCACCUCUAUAGACACAGUUCUCAAUCAGGACUUCCAGAUCCUCAUCAACAGCACCAUCUACAGGAUACACUCCCCAGGCAGAGAGUCUCCAGAACAUUCCACCAGUAUAGAUGACAUGAAGACAGUAGUCCACAUGCUCCAGUCAGCUCUCAACCUGCCAGAACACCAGCUACUGAGACAGAUUCAGCUUCUCCGCAGACUGGAUACACUGAAGCAGGAGCUGGGACCUCUGGAGGAGGUGCGGGCCCAAGUGGCUGGGAGGGCGGAGUCUCAGUCGAUGCGUGUAGAGUGGGCGGUGCUUGCCUUUCUCUCUCUACAGGGAAGCUUUCUGGGAUACCUGACUUGGUUUGUGUUUGCCUGGGACGUGAUGGAACCAGUCACCUACUUCAUCACCUACGCUACCAGCAUGGGCUUCCUGGGCUACUACAUACUCACUAAACAGGAGUUACUCUAUCCGGAUGCUAAGGACCGUCAGUUUCUCCACUUCUUCCACAAGAGAGCAGCAAUGGAACACUUUGACACACACAGAUACAACGCACUACGAGACCAACUGGCUACGGUGGAGAGUGAUCUGAAACGCCUGAGGAACCCUAUUCAACUGCAGCUACCAGUGGACCCCAUUCAGCCCAGCAACUAAACACCGCACACUAUACACACACUACAAAAGGAGCAAUAUUGUAGCACCUUAAUUUGUUCCGCGGAACACCAGCUCUACAUUACAUCUCACGUGGGACUCAGAGGGAUAUGUCAUACGCCUGGGUUCAAAGAACAUAAUUUCAGAGAUUUACUAUGUGAAAUAAAUUCAGCAUUUUUAUCUGUG